Messenger RNA from Osmia lignaria (orchard mason bee), 19301 nucleotides. RefSeq lists its product as uncharacterized. The record is from RefSeq and is a predicted model, not a curated record. Gene Ontology annotation, cellular component: neuron projection membrane. NCBI's taxonomy places the organism in Eukaryota, Metazoa, Arthropoda, Insecta, Hymenoptera, Megachilidae. Gene Ontology annotation, biological process: synapse organization.
CGGGGAUAUUGGAGAAGAAAAGUGGAAGCUACAGAACGGAAAAGGAGGCCGCGGAACAGAAGAGAGGAGGCUGCAAAACAGAAGAGGAGGCAGCAGUGGAAGCACCGGAAGCAGUAGUGGAGUCACCGGAUGUAGCAGUGGGCAAGCAGUAAAGGAGGCAUCGGACACAGCAGCGAAGAUUGCAGAUGCCAGAAUGUAGUCUUUGGUGGAGAUUUAUUUCUGAGAUCUGUUUUAGUGCCAUCGAGGGAAGCGGGGAUAUUACAGAAGUGAAGUGGAAGCUACAGAACAGAAGAGGAAGCUGCGGAACAGAAGAGGACGCUGCAGAACAGAAGAGGAAGCCGCAGAAGAGAAGAGGAAUUUAUAGAACAGAAGUGGAUGCGGCAGAACAGAAGCCAAUGCAGCUGAAGAGAAGGGGACGCAGCAGAAUAGAAGAGAACGUAGCAGAACACAAGUGGACGUUGCAGAAUCAUCGAUGGCAGCACAUGAGACAGUGGCAGUAGCAGAAAAAAGAAGAUAAGUAUCUAUUUCAAUUUCAUUUGAUCUUAUUUAUUUAUUUCUUACUUCUUAUUAUUUAUUUAAUUUUUUUUUAUUUUCUCCUUUUCUAAUACUUAUUUUUGUGUGUUUCAGGAGUUGAGAUCUACGGUAUUUUAGCAUAUUAUCAACAUAUGUGUGUGCCUGUGUUUGUUUCAGAUUAGAAAAAUUUUGGACACCGAUGAUCAUGAACACGAAGAGUUUAUUGGUUCUCGUUUUGCACUUGUUUUUGUUGUCCCUUAUAUUGUCUUUGUCAUUUUGUUUAAUGAUGAUGGGUUCCUUAUUGGCAGUGCCGAAGAAAUGUUGCUGAAUAACAACGUUGGAAUCACUUUUUAGCUUCUAGUUAGGGAGGAUUUAAUCUGUAAAAAACAAUGGUUUGUACGAAAUUUUGAAAUGGGUAAAACGGCAUUAUGAUUGCACUGAGGUUGUAUCUUAGCUUUUUAUAUAGGUAGGUCACAGUGUGGAAAUGAUUGUUGAAAAUGGUUUAGCUUUUAGUUAGGGAGGAUUUAAGCUGUAAAAAACAAUGGUUUGUACGAAAUUUUGAAAUGGGUAAAACGGCAUUAUUGUUACACUGAGGUUGUAUCUUAGCUUUUUAUGUAGGCAGGUUACAGUGUGGAAACGAUUGUUGAAAAUGGUUUAGCUUCUAGUUAGGGAGGAUUCAAUGUACAUUGAAUAAAGGAUUGGAAUUAUUCCUGUGUAUCUUUAGCUUUUUAGUUAGGUAGGUUCGGUCACGUGACUGGAAUAUAUGGUUCAUUUCCUGUGAAUUUGAAGGUAAAAUGUUAAUCGAUGGAUUUGUUCUGAUUUUCUCACCGAUGGGAUUUGUGUGUUGUUUCCAUUAUAGAUACUUUUUAUCAGUAUCAUAAUGGUUUUGUGUGUUGUUUCCAUUAUGGAUACUUUUUAUCAGUAUCAUAAUGGUUUUGUGUGUUGUUUCCAUUAUGGAUACUUUUUAUCAGUAUCAUAAUGGUUUUGUGUGUUGUUUCCAUUAUGGAUACUUUUUAUCAGUAUCAUAAUGGUUUUGUGUGUUGUUUCCAUUAUGGAUACUUUUUAUCAGUAUCAUAAUGGUUUUGUGUGUUGUUUCCAUUAUGGAUACUUUUUAUCAGUAUCAUAAUGGUUUUGUGUGUUGUUUCCAUUGUGGGUACUUUCUAUCAGUACCAUAAUGGUUUUGUGUGUUUUCAAGAUUCAUGCUGAGGUCUAUUCGAAAUUAGUACCGUUUCCGGGUAGGCUAGUUGACAUAUCCAUUUGUGUAACAUUUACAGAAUGUACAUGGGUCGUACGUUCUGUAACUGUACAACAAAUGGAGUAAUACUGAAAAAAUGUAUGAUACUACAUUUGGUUGUAUUAUAGUACAUUUUUUUAUUUGCAAAAGGAAGGGUGGAUGGGUGCGGAUCGGGCGGGUCUCCAGUCGCGGCAACCUCCACGUGGUGAGACCUGGGCAAUCAUAUUGAUCAUAAUGUAAUUACUAAUCAUUUAUAGAAAGUUCAGUUAUUCGUGGCUUAUACAAGCAAGGUAUUAUUAUAUAAUUUAUUAAUUAUUUUAUUAUGAGCAAUAUGAGCAAAUGGCUGCGAGUUUUAUAUAUGUAAAUGCAAUUUUGUUGUUCAUAGUUGCGACAUUUAUGUAGUAUCUAAUUAUUCCCGGUUGCCUUAGAAGCAACUGGCGAAAAUUACAAUUACAAAGGAUUUCCCCCCAUUUGUGGGGAGUUGCGUUUCUAGGGACCCUAGCCUCCUAUUACGCCUACCGAGCAUUCUGUCAAACAACUGGCGAAAAUGAGCUUUUAAGUUACGUUGGUAAUUCAGAACGUUCGCUCCGAGAAUAUCUUACCGGCAAACUGGCUGAUUAGGGUUCUGUUUCUUACUAUGGGCGCAAUACAUUCUAGAGGGCGUAACAACUGUGUAUGUAGUUCCAGUCGUUUUUUAUAGAUGACGUUAGUAUUCCUUUAUUUAUAGAGUAUGUAUUUGAAGUCGUAGAAUAAUUUGACGGCCUCGGAAAAGCCCGAAAGUUUCUUAUUUUGCCAAAAAAUGAAAUUUUCUAUUCUGUUAGUUCCUAAGUUCAUCUCUGUCCAACUGUGUUGGGUCCAUUUCGCCCCAUUUGGAAAUCAUCCAAAGUUUAACUGCAUCUUCCGAAAUUUCCAUUGUGAAGAUAAAUAAUUUGAAAACAUAUUUCACAGAUUGGCAAAAACCUUCUCGAUCACGUUUAACGAUGCAAUAAAAUUUUUAAUAUUUCUGAGAAUACUUGGCAUAAUUAAAAUAAAUGAUUAUUCGCGAUUCAAGCGCGUAAACGCAGAACACCGUAAAAAUAUUUAAAGAUAUUUCAUACCGAACGCGUUGCUUGACGACCACUUGAAAUUUUAUUGUUCUAGUCCUGUCGGAUUUUAUGAUCCCGAAUUUUACGAUAACCAGUCUUUUCCCAGGACCUGAGCUCCAAAAACGAUCCUAAAGAAUAUUCCAUUUAACGCCAUAUCCGUUCUCCGUAGAAAAAUUACCUGUAUUCCGUACAAAUAUUCAAACCUAUAAAGACACUUUUGAUGGUCGAAUUAAAAGAAACAACGAACAUCAAAGGGUAUCGCGUUAAAAUUCAUUCAACGUUCUGAAAAAUGUCGAAGCGAAGACUGAUUUUUUUUCUAAAAGCAUGGUGGGAGGUGAAGGAAGCGGAAAGAAAGCUGUCGAAAUGUCUGGUGAUCAUUCUUCGUUUCAAAACGGCAAAUACGAGUCCCUCUGUUGUCCCGGGUGGUUCCUACGGGGCUAUAAGCCGCUGGUCCAGCCUCUUCUUUCCGCGGCUCAAGAAUGGAUGAUGGAACGGUGGAGCGCCGUCGAAAACGGUGAAUAAACGAGCACCGGCGUGAUUUGUGGGCUGCUUAUUCCGCGCGAUCGUCGCAUUUAUUUCGACGAGCUGCCAUGUCGUCAGCCAUAUCUCGAUGAAGUACAACAGGAAUGUUUGAGAAGGUAAAGAAGCAGGUGUUUAACACUGCCGGUGACAUUCAGAUUUGUUCAUCCUCAUCGCUGUAGACUUUGUUUUGCUUACAUUAGAGCGAUAUCUGAGCUACUGAGUAUUCGGUUUGUAAGAAAAGACGUUUAGCUUUGAUUUCAUUUUAUUUUUAAUUAUUAGCAAAAAGAGGAUGGUCCCAUAAAAAUUGAAUUUAAAUUCAUUCGAGAGGUAAAUAAUAUAUCAACGAAAAAAGAGCGUUUGAUGAUUCUUCAAGGGUAUAGUAUUUUUACCCUACCAUCAAUCUCCAUGAAGCUCUACAAAAAUGCUUUACCCAAGCCCAUCUCCUCUGUAUUUUCCGUUUCAUCGAUUCUUUUCUCAAACAAUAUCCAUAUCUCUAUUUACGGUCCAUCAUCGUGUAUCAUGCUAAGAAAUAAAAACGACGACGUACAACUUCCCUUCAGGGUAUUAUUCCUUCGCUUUUGUUGAUUGCCGUCUAACCGCUUAUCCAAGUAUGCGAAUAUUCCACGGGUAAAACGUUCGGUUUCAUCGAAACAUCUUCCAACAAUGCUUUCAGUUCUGUCUUCAAAAUUUCACCGAACAAACGUAUCAACGGUGGAGCUUAAAAAAAAACGAAAGGAUUAAGCAGAGCUUUCAUCCUCCGUUCUGUCGUUACGUCUACACGCGUAUCGAGUUCUUCUUUUCUUUCAUCCAUUCGAGUUUUUCUCGAUUCGUUAGCAGACAAUCGUGAUUCGUAAGACAGCCUCCCGUUUCCGUUUCGCGGAGAUUGAAAAUGCUUCGAAGGUGAAAAAGAAACUCUAUAGAAACGAGCUACUCUCGAUAGAACAGGGUAGCCUUUCUCUUUAUCUGUUGCACGAGUUCGCUUUCAAUUAACCGAUACAGGGAUAUAAUUAAUGGCCGUUCGAUUAUCAGUAGCCUUUUUCUCGUCACGGUCUCUUGUACCGCGAACGAUAACAGGCCAGGCUGUAUGCAAAUUAACGAAAGCUUGGAGAUCCGCUUUGUGGAAAAUACGCGUCGCGCUAACACGCGGUCGCGAUGAUUUAAUUGCUAUUACCAUAAUAGUGAAUAAUUUUCUCGGCCAGCGGUAAUUAUUAAUUACCUCCGACCACCUGGUAUCGCGGAUAUCAAUCACCAUAAUUUCACCAGUAAGUGCGUGAUCAUUUUUAACACCGCUGAGUUCAGGAUUCGGAUAGUAAUUUUGUCGACGAAAGUUCGGACGAAACUACCCGCGUUACGAUCGAGUCUAUGUGAAAUUAGCCUUAAUCACGAUGGAAAUAUCAAGAGAAACGACCUGCUGGUCUGGUAAUUAACAUGGAAGCCAGCGGUUAGAUCGAUAAGAGGAAUACCGAACGAUGGUAGACGAACGCGCGCCUUAAUUAUCGCGUCAGAGCAACGAUGUGCGUUCAAUAGCAAAAUUACAUCGAACCGGUCCAGGAUACCGGGCUAUAAUAAGCUGCUCUUUAAAACCAACCGACCCUGCUUGCAUUGCUCGUUCAAAAGCUCGACCGCCACGGAACCGUGCUUACAGGAUUUCCGCGAUUCAACGUUCCUUAUUUGGACUCAGCAAUGAGAAAACAGGCUCGGGAAACAAAUAUUCCUCGGGUUGCUUUCAAAUUACACCAACGAGAGAAAGGAUUUCCUCUUCCAGCAACGUAAUUAUUUUUCUAAACAAGAUCUCUACAUUGUUUGCUCAACUAAAAGUUCAUUAUGAUCAUUCAAGUAUUAAGGGCGUAAAUAAGACCUCCAAGGGUUAAUUGGCUUAACGUUUGGAAAGGAAUGAAGAAAUUUUCAAAAAAAAGUAAAAAAAGGGAAAGGUUGUUUCCUGCUGGUUUCACGGAAAGCAGAUUUCAUAUUUAUAACAUCCUAUCUUACCACCCCUCGGUAGGUUUUUAUUUGGUCGACUAUCGCAGCACGUUGUUCGCUAAACAUUUUUGCAAAGUUUGUAAGGAGCGCUGAUGUAAAUAUUUAAUCAACCCUCGACGAUCCCGAAGUAGAACACACGCUUCAACAGGAACGACUCUCGCCAACUUUAAUACGCGUAAUGCACCCCCGACGUUUCAGCGAAUAAAUUACGUUUAUUGAAUGAAAUGUUGCGAUGGCGGACAGCGCGUUAACACCUUCGUUUCGUCGGCAAUAAAUAAGAUUCUGUAAUAACGAAUAGAUUUCUUGACGACUUGGAAGUUUCAUCAGGAUUUACAUUUAUAGGCAAGGAUUCAGACGGUUUGGCUUAUAAUUUUUUCAAAUUUCUUGGCUUAUUUUAAGGAUGGCAGAAAAUGUUCCGAUGUUUUACUGGUAUCACCGUUCACCCUCAUUCCGUAUUCGAGGAUUUGAGACCGCCUUCUGUUUCUCGGCGGAAGCCCGCAAUUUAUUCCUAAGAGCCUAUAAAAAUUUCAGACACAUUGCUCUCGAUGCUCCGUACAAGGUACUCGAAUCGUCUUACGCGUUUGAAACAAGUACGCUGGCCUUUAAUGGCGUUUCUAUUACCUCGUGCAAGUGAUUCCCUUUUUACGGUAAAGAGCACUCCCUUAAGACUGUACCGAUUUUCAGUGCGCAUCUGUUAAAUUUAUUUGCAUAAUCAUACCUUCUCACACUAUUUGUAACGAACCAUAAUCACUGUUUAUUUGCAACCAGCCUCCUACUAAGUGUUGUGUUCCUUCGCAAAUAGGAUCAGCUUGUUUCACUUGAACAAAGUAAAUAGAGAGCUCGCUUGUAUCAAACUUUGUAAAUCCUCUAAUUUAGGUAUUCACUUCCUUCCACUAUAUGAAACUUCGUCUCCUCGUACCUACUUACAUAAUUAUGUUCUAACACGUGAAGCGGGGUCUGCUUGAUUUUUGAAACAAAGUUUUACAUAGAAGUUGCUUUAACAUCUUUUUUUAAUUCUGUCACAAGGUUGAAAAUCCCAACCCAACUUGUGGUAGUAACACAUUCCUCCGACCAUCUUUAUCACAGCCUACUAAAUUACUUAUGUAGCACUUUGACGAUAAUUAUCAAGUCAGCAACCCAUUAGCCGAAGUGCGCUUCGACGAAGCUUCGACGUCGUUGAAGUCCUCUUUUUUCCUUUUUUUUUUUGAAUAUGGAAUUAAGCGGAUAUACCCGAUACCUUGUUCCCUUGUCGUCUCGUUCCACGCCAAAGCUUCUUUCAAUGAGCUCAAUUUGCCGAUAUCGAGGCUGAAAGCCUCAAAAAAGGUACACGAUCGACGAUCAGCGCGCUUUGACACUCGUUCCACGCAGCGAACGUAUUUUUUUCCACGCGUUUCACGCGGAUACAGAUGGCGAAACAUAAUUUUCGGAUCGCGUCAAACGGUGGUCCGGCAGAUUUUCAAGCACUCCUCGCAGGUAUGCGGUAUUUUAUUAAACCUAUAUCACGCGUCACAGUCCAAUUUCCACUGCAGUCUUCUUUUUUUUUUUUAGUUCACUCUCUGUCGAAAUGCAAAAAAAAAAAAUGCAUAGCGCGAAAAUAGUGAUCGAAAAUUGUUCCAUCACUGAGAGUUAGUAGAGUUGCAUGGAUGAAGGGAUUCUUUUGGAUUAAAAGUACCACUUACUACUUCGUUUGAAAUAAUUCAUUUUUCUUCUUUUUUUAAAAAUAGGUUGGUGCAUUGUUUUUACAGAGAACUUAUUAUUAGUACAUAGGUGUUAUUAAAGGUGGUCACGUGUUGUUGCCCUGUACACGCUUAUUAGAAGAUUAAUAACAAGUGCAGCCCUUAGCCACUUAUUUUUCCCCUUUCGUUGAAAUCCAUUUUUACAUCCCUUUGAUCUACGUCAGAACACGCGAUAAACGUCUGCAGACACGUGACUUACGCGAAUGUGUAUCAACGCGAAGAAAACAGAGUGGCUUCGGUUACCUGGCUGAUGUAUUAAUUCGAGCGGAACAACCUUCCGUCGUAUUUUGCAUAGAAAAACAUUUACAUUCGCGGAUAUCGUAUAUAUGGACACGCGCCCGCGGAAAAUUUGAAAUUUAAAUUAUGCGCGAGCUAUCGUAACGCGUGACGCGAAGCAACGCCCUUACCGUGUCGCGAUCUUUAUUGAAAAUGCAUCUUUUAACUGAUUCGCUACUCGAUUCAUGAAUCCCUUCGUUUAUUAUUCCUACGAUUCUAUAAUUAAACGCGGUCGCCAAUUAAUUUCAUAUACUAUGGUUGGUGAAGAAAGAAAUGAAACGCUUUACCAUUUUCAACGCGAUUCCUUCUUGUAGAUUUAUUAUUGUUCGGAAAGUCAGAUUUAUUUUUAUUCGUGUCAAUUCCCACAGUAUUUCCAGCAGCAUCAAUCUACCGGUGUUUCAACGACGCAUCGUAACCUGUAUUUUUGGCUUGUCUAUAGCGAACCGAUAUAUUGCUAUUCGACGCUCAAAGGGUUAUUUCAUUCGCGUGGUUUCGCCCCUCGUAACCGUUCCCAGAAAUUUAUUUUACAGCCCUCCGCUGUAAAGUCUCUACUAACGCAAUGAAAACGGAAAAGCGCGCUUCAAAGGGUGAAACGAAACGUUGAAAGUAGGCGCUUCAUUGAACCAUCCGCAAUUAAUUAUGAAACAAUACGAUCGUUGCUGAUAAAUCAAACAAAUGUUGUCCAUCGUGUUACAUAGCUUCUUAUAAAACCAGUUUUUUCUGUGUCAUAAUUCUUCGUCGAAAAUGUUCAUUAUGAAACGUCUAAUUAUCAAAGUGUUACCUGCAAAGUGACGAUCCGAGGCCAUAAAUUCCUUGGCUCACAAUUAAGCAACUCUGACCACGAUGCUAAGAGCACACCAAGACAGCCGCUUAAAUCAAAGAGACCGGCAUGAAUGGUGUUAAUCGACAUCGUCGUUAGUGGAGCCACGGAAGCGUUGCCGGCAAGAUCGUCGCUGCUUAUUUGGGGAGGAAAUAAGCAGCUAACGCGUUGCAUUUCCAGCUGCUAUGCAAAGUCAUUUCGACGGAGGAUCGACGCGUAUUUCGUGUUUUGUACCGCGGUAUGCAGGCGCGAUAAGCUCGCUGGGUUUCGUGACUGUUCAUCCCAGCUAAUCCGGCUCCGACCGGACGAGAAAUGGUGUCCCUUGAAAAGCGCUGUGAAUAACGCGUCCGUGACCAAUUCACGCUCAGGGAACCAGGGUGCUGAUGAAAAAGGCAACGACACCUGUCCAAGUGUUCCGUGAAAUCGUGACACCGUGACCAAACGGAUGGCUACGGCCGUCAGGUGAAAAAAGCGAGCCGGAUAAAAUAUUAUUCAAUUAUUGUAUACACAGAAAGACAAGUUAGAUUUCACGAAGAAAUAUUCGUCCAGAUUUCGUUCAGUUUCGUGUUGUAACUCAUUACAUUCAAAACGGGAAGUAUCUCAGACUCACGAACCUCUGUUCUAAACACCCUAAUUUUUUCCUCGAAUAGUCUUUAAAGAAAACGACCGUGCUCCCUUUACCGUCGUAGAAAUAGCCAGUAAAGUUCCCAUGGAAGCAGGUCUCGUUCGUUAAAUAUUUAUGAGAAGUACCGUUACCUUCGAUGUGUUUUUUCAUUUUAUUUUAUUUUUCUUUUUCUUUUUUUUCUUUUUUUGGUGCCCCGUUUUGUUUUUCUCCUGUCUUUUCACUCGAGCGUACAUACACACGCUAGCGGAAACUUUACAACGGCCUAGGUAUUUGUCGGUGGCCGUCCAGCGCAGCGUCCGACCCGAGGGGUCAUUUGUUAUAAAAAUGGCCCCGCAUUGUAAACGGAGGAAGGACGCGAGAGUAUGUCCUUGCCAGCAUUUUCCCGUCCACGGUUCCAGCUAUUUUCCAAAACUUUCCAAAAACCGUCAUUCUCCUACGUUGGACGAUUUCCUGUUAACGUACGCUCACCGGAAGUUGUUGCGAAACAAUUAACGGUGUCGCUUCAUAGAAAGGGUGAAACAGAAAAGAAGAAAUUUCGUCUUUCAAUUGGCUACUUUAUAUCGUUGAUGGAAAGGAAUUAGUUGAAUUUGAUGUAUUCGUUCGUAACAAUAGAGGGGGCUAAACACUCCCCAGGGAAGAAUUAGAGCAGCCACGCGAGCGAAGCUUGGUGCAUGAUUUUAAAUCAGCGCUUUGUUUCGCGGGACAAAGUGAAACAAGCCGGUAAUUUGCCCCACCUCCGUUCUAUUUAUCGACGUUACGAAACACUUUAAUAGUGGUUGCUGAUUUUAUUGCAUUACUCCUGCCGCGCAUACUUCUCGUUGAUAUUGCAGCGAGAAAGAAAACCAAAGUAAGGGUACAAAGUGAAAUCACUUCGAGUUUCUCGAUGAAGAAAGAAUUUUGUAAGUACCUCUUUAUUUUCGUCGAAUUUUUCUUAUAUCAUCAGCCGAGAAUUGGUUGAAAAUUCAUUAAACAACUUCGUUAAUAAUCGGAAAUAGCUUUCCUUUGUUCGAUGCAUAUUCAUCGUGCUCAAAAAAGUACUAUUAUUCGUGUUUUCGAAAAUCAACAGAAUCGAACGGCGACGAGUUGUUAACAAUACUUCAUUGUUGUUACUAGCGUGAAAUGGUUACAGUAUGAAAUUACUUUCGAACUGGCCAUCGAACAUGAAACGCAUUAUUAAACACAUAGAGGAGGGAAAAAUUGUUAAAUUCUUAAGUGGUGAUAAAAGUUUCUCAUUCGAACUUGCGAAGUUUCUUCUCCCCGAAGAUUUACUUUUUACUUUAGUAAUGAAGUUCUCGAACAUUGUAUUAAUUCUUCAACAAAAAUAAUUAAACAAAGUAAUCCUUAAAUGUGAUGCUUUGCUGUCGUGACAUCUUCAUCGCAGACGCAUUAAGUUUGUAGCCACGUAAGCAAUAGCUUACAAUGUUGGAUCCGUCAGACACUCCACAGGUUGAUACUACUGGCAGAGCAAUAUUAGUUUACUCUACUCGCAGAGUGACUGUGCUCGCUGACACAUUGACCGUUUUACGUUCCACAGAAGGAUGUGGAUUGCCUUAGAGUUUUCGCAAUGAUGUUUACUUCUUUUCAAUAAUGUCAUAUGAACGUUCAACCCCAAUAUCGCAUAAAAAAUAAAUUAUCAAUCUAUUUUGAUCCUCUAAUUGUUGAACCUCAAAAUAACAAAUGGGUGUAUAGUUUCCGGUUUAAUAGGUUAAGCAGUCUUCUCAGCCUGUAAUUAUCAUUUAAACUGUUCGCAAGCUUAUCGAGAAUCGAAUCUGAAACGGCAUCCUCAAGGAUCCGGAUCAGCCAUGUCCUUAAAGCCGGUGCAAUUCACGUAACCAAGUGCAAUAGUCCUGCAGCGAAUACAGAUGCAUGUCGCGUAGUUGCAGAAGGAGAAAAAAGCUUCAAGUUCGAGCGUCUCCAGGAAGCUCGAGGUUAGGCGCCUCUCUCGUAUCAGUGGCACAUAUACAGAAGGGGUAGGCGUGGCACCCUGUGCUGGCCCGUUGGGUGCUUGCGCGUGCACACACCGAGCGACAGACACACGCGUGUGAUGUAGAAAGAGACGUGAGUGCGAUGAGGAACACUGUCUACAUUAAAUAAAGACAGAUGUUACGCGAUGGAAAAAGCUCAAGUGCACGGUUGCAAGAGAGAUGGAAUAUUGGUUAGUAGAAGGAACGAACAGGGUAGAAAUAUGAUAAGGAACAUUAUCAGAGGGACAGAGAAAUGUGAUAUUGAUAAAAAAAUAGGUGAAAAAGAGAUCGUAAUCUAGAGCAAGAGAGGUACUGUGAACAUUAGAAAAACAAAGAGAGGGGAGCAAAAGAUUUCGUACAUCGUGAGAGGAAAAGAGAGGGAAUGAUUUCGAAUGUAGGAGAGGGGGUACAGUUCAACGAGCGCGCGCGGGAGUGGGGGGCGAAGGAGAGCGAGACGGGAUAGUGGUUUCAGUCACCGCCCGAUCCUCGGCGCGCACGGUUUUCGGGUGGAUAUUCUUCGCGUCUUUCUCGUGAGAAUUUGCAAUUAACGAGGUCGUUUAAACAGUGACCCAUACCAUGGCUGUCGGUUGUUCACUACCAGAAUUUUGAUAGUACUUAGUUAAGCUUCGGAGCACACGGGUGCAGUGAAAUUAACGGAACUUGUCUCAAGUUUUAUCGAUGAUCUUGCUCGAAGGUUAAGUGUCUGCGGAUGGAUACAAUUUUAAGACAGUUUUAUUGAAAUGACGUGAAAAACGAGGACGUUUUUACGGUUUAAUUAAACACGGAUAGGACGUACAGUGUUGGUGACGUGCGAGUAUAUUGGUACGGUGACAGUUAUGGAAUAACCUAGAAUUUCAUGUACGCCAUUGUGUGCGCGGGUAUCGAUGUAUCGAUCGAGGCGAUCACGUGGGCGGUCGAUCUUGACGAGUGACGCUACGGUGUAACGAAUCUUUACCUGGGGUCUGUCAAGCCAGAGGAUAUCGUUAGUGCGUAGAACGACAGUCGUGUGUGGGACAUUUCUCCACGUUUUUGCUGGGAAAAGAGAGGGCGACGGAUUUACACCCUUCUGCGGAUUUCCUGAUUUUCAACGACGAGAUGCAGGAAUUGGAGCAGUGGUGUCAAUCGUUCGGAAAACUUUAGAUCGAGGCGGUAGAGUAACGUCACCACAUCGAUCGGUCCCUCCCGAUGCUCCAUUCAUCCCCUGCAAAGCCAAAGGUCGGACAGGCAGGGGUCACAGAAGAAUCGGGACUACCGGACGCCAGGAUUUCCUCAGCAAACGAGAUGACUGAUGCGUCGAGCUUCUCCAGGCAACGACGAAAAAUCGAACAAAGAUGAAGGAGAUGGAGCAGAUUCCUGAAGGUUGAGAGCGAGCGGAUCCUUGAUAUGACCGGCUGGAGGAUGCGGCCGACUGCAUCGGCGCUCGGCGUCAUCGCCAUUGUCUCCGUCAUGAUUACUGUCACAGCUUCCGAAUCGAGCAGCGACACGAUCGAGCACAGUAUCAAUCAUCCCGAAGUGAAUGAGGAGAACCAGAGGAACCAGUCUGACCCCAUCCACGAGAACAGCACCGACAGCGAGAUGUUCCACGAUUCUCAACUGAUUCAACCAAGGUUCGACGACUCGUUAAACGCGACACGGCUCGUUCAAGAUAUCAGUGCUGAACUUCAGAGGGAUCAAAGCGCAGCCGUAUCGUUCGCGGCUGAACAGAACGAGGUGGAACGUGAACCUGAACAGUCAGAACAGAGACCGGUGGAACGUAAUAACAAAAUCCAAGGCAUAAGUAGGAUAUUCCCUACGUCGACCGAGUCUGUUCGAGAGAUUGUCUCUAGUACAGCUUCCUCGAAGAGCGAAGACGAGUUAAAUCGCGUCCAGGUGGACGAGCAAGCGUCCUACACCCUGGAUGAACAGGGGAUAACAAAUGGUUUGAAAGUAGAGAUACAGAGAGACUUUAUCUUCACUACGACGUCCAGCCGGGAAACAAUCGCGACCGACUCGAGGCAGAUCGAGGAGAAGAACGUGGAGGACAUCAGGGCGAUCUCGUUCCAAGUACCAGCAGCUGGAGAGGAGACGCGACAACAAGAACAACCGAGAAAUCCAGGUGAAACAAGGAAGGAUCAUUCCAGACCGGUGAACAAUCUGCUGUUAGCCGGAGGCAAGUCCACCAAGGGUUUCUACGAGAUAAAACCCUCGAUCAAGACCGAGAUGGAGGACGAUCAGACAGUCAGCAGCACCCAGAGACCAUUGCCUGGAAAGAAAUUCGUGUUGCCGAGCGUGGACAGCGCGUUCGGCAAAUUUGGUCCUUAUUUCGAGGAUGGGGAUCAGGAUAUGAAUAUCACUGCCAGGAUAGGGAGCAAGAUGCUCCUCGAUUGCAAGAUCGGGAUGCUUGGUGAUAAAGAGGUGACGUGGCUGCAACAGCACAGCAAGGAUUCCCUUCGAUUGCUCACAGUUGGCAAGAAACCGUACAGCGCGGAUCAAAGGAUCACUCUGAACUUUCGGUAUCCAAGCAACUGGAGAUUACAGAUCCUGUACGCGACUCCGAGGGAUUCUGGUCUCUACAAGUGCCAAGUUGCGACACAUCCACCUUUGGUUAAGAAAAUUAACGUCGUCGUCACGGCGCCGGAAUUGACAAUAACGGACGAUUCUGGACGAGUUGUGCCUAAAGAGAGGCACCUAAAGGCAGGCAGCGCCCUGAAACUCAGGUGCGAAGCUAGAGACGUCAUUGAGUCACUCAACGAGGCCGUUGUUUGGACCAGGGGAGAUGAAACGCUGACAGAAGAUGUCAGCGAGAACAGGACGACGGAGACCUCGUCCGGCAAGGAGGUCCUCGUGAUCGUCAGCACCUUGAUCGUCGAGAGAGCCACCCCUAGACACGCUGGGAACUAUAGCUGCGUGGUGCCAGGGAAAGCGAAAACCACCAUAGCGGUCCACGUGCUGAACGGAGAGCUGCCAGCUGCGGUGCACGACGGUAACGGGGUCUCCAGGGCGUUUCUGAACCUCUGGCUAAUUCACUUAACCAUAAGCUACGUCUUCUCUAGAUGACAAUAUUAAGGUUAUUUCAACAACGUCGAGAGGUCCUCUGGCAUUUCACACGCGGACAGGAGCAGCUACGAACACAUCGGCGUGAAAUCAAGGACUAAAACACUGAUUAUCCUGUUCGAUCCUUGAUCAGGAUUCGGCUGCAUAAAAUAAGCCGGUGAAUCGUUUUUACAUUUAAUAACAUCUCAUCUUUAAUCGAUCGAUCAGUAGCGAAGGACUCGGUGAUCCUUUUUUUGUUUCGAAGAAUCAGCUCAAUCAGCAUCGGAAUGUCUCUGUUUCUUCGCCUGGGAAUGAUCGCCGUUAUAAAAGUGGGCCAUUAUUGUACAGUCUAAUUUAGCCGGACACUCUAGAGUGCGUGGACAGUCUUGAAGAUUAUCUGCUAGUGUAUGCUUGUCGAGUGAGAACGAUGAAGGACGUGUUACUUCGAUAGGAUUUAGUCAGAGAUUUAUCAUCUGUUAAGAGGAAUCUUGUUGGAAGAAACGAAGGAUUAUCGAUCGUUUGGUAAGUUUAACAUUCUAAUUAUAUUUCCUCUUGAUUGCGAUUCGGGCAAGUCCUUAAUUUAAUCGAGAUCUCGGUACCUCGUGAAUGGUUUAUCGCAUUGUAAUACUUCACUUGAAGAAUUCGAAUUUAUUUGAUGUCGUUAACUCGGAGAUACAAGUAAUCGCUCGAGUGUUAAUGUAAUGGCACUGACAGUUCUACCAAGUGGAACAAUCAGGAAGUCCAUCGUCUGAGCUCUGAGAAACUUCAGUACUGCGAGUACACUUGUCGAAUAUAUCGACUCAAGAAACUCUUAGAGACCAAAGUGGUACACAUUCCUUAAUUGAACGCUAAGUCUACAUCGAGAGACCCUUGUUUUAACACUAGAACAAUUUGCUCUACUUUGAUGUUAAAAAACAGACCAAUUCGAAUUUACGAGUUCUAGUUAACUUAGAUCCUAUGGGAUAUUAAAUUUCCUUCAAAGUUUCCAAUUUUUAACUUGAAGAACUAAGAAAUUCUUCAACUAUACUUUAGCAACUUUGUACUCGGAAAAUUUUUCAUUUUCAAUGUUUACCCAGAGAAAUGUUGGUUCAGAGUUUCUUAUCAAGUUUUUAUUUUCAAUAAUUAAUUAUUAUUUCUUACCAUUUUUCUGCGAUAAAUCAUCGCGCAUGAUUUCUACAGAAUUCUUUUCGUCCUUGUCCCUUUUCCUUUCGUUUAUCUUCGACGAACUGUUUGUAUACCAAUCCGUUGCUCCUCGCCACGGGAUCGGCGAGGAAAAAAGAAACUUCCGGGUCCGGAAAGUGAGGACGAUCGUCGCCAAAGGGGACGGGAAGCAAAGAUAGUUGAAUACGAUGAAUUGCUCAAGGAAGACGGUACUUAUUCGAACAAAAAGAUGCAUUCGCCUGGUUUGAACGGCACGAAACUCCGAUUUACGCGAACCGCCAUUCACGAGACAGGAUUUCCAGUUCAGAAAUAUGGUAUUUGAAAGGAGAAGAAAGAGCUGAGAAAUCGUUGACCAAUUCUCAAGCUUUUAUAUUUAGGAUAUCUUUCAAUUCAGCUCGAGCGGAAUUAAUCGUUAACUUUGAUAUUCAAUUCUUUCCAAUACGAACUAUCAUUAAACGCAAAAUUUCGAAAAAUUAAUCAAGAAGAACACCUUCACGUAGAGGAAAUAUAAUUUGAAAGGAAAUAUCAGGUCAUUUCAUAAGUCUUUGUCGAUCUUUUCUAUGAAAUUUUUCCAUCAUUUUCUCGCUUUAAAAUGAAAAUCAUUGUUUAAUAAUCUUUUGAAAUCACCUGAUAUGGAAAAGACUAGGGUUGGAAAAUUGGCAUGAAGGAUCGAAUGUACAUAACGCGUAUUUACCAUUUCAUUCCAUUUUAUUUAUACUAUAUAUGCAUACAUAUAUGGAUAGAGGAAGUGAAGUUACGUGAAGUUUUACUGAAAGCCAAAGAAUGAUCCAUGCGAAGCGACGGGAAAAUAGGGAACUGGUCCAAAGUUGAACGCUGUUUAAAUGUACAAGCCUUUCUCCCCAUUCUUCCCUUCUUUUUCGCGUUUCCUGAUGAUCCGAGAACUCGCUAUUCAAACCGUGCCAGCGUCUUCAAUAUCCGUGAUACAAGGCAGAGGGGAGUGCUGGCACACAGAGCACGCCAAGGAUCAACGUAACAGCACUCCUCGAAGCCGGGAUUCAAGGCAAUAGAACGUGCAAUUUUCCACCGAAGAAGUGCUCCUCCAGUCGAACUUCCAGGACAUCAAGGACUGUACUGCAAUAUCCUCGGAGAAUAAUUCAAUUUGUUGCCCCGGGGGGAUUUCUGUCGAACACGUGUACAUUCCACUAUCUUUUUUUUUAUUUUGGAUGCUUUUCGUAGCGUCCAGUUGUACAAAGAGUAUCUGCAAAAAUCUCGUAAAUUCACCUGAAAAAAAAAGAAAAAAUAAUGCAUUCCGUUCGAAAUCCUCUGGUUCCGAACGCAGAACAGAAUAUAAAAUCGGAUCAGUUGACAGCGGAUCGAAUCAGGCCAGUUCCAUUUUUCCGUUGAUCGAAUACGAAGAGACUUUUCAUGGAAUCACGAGCACGAUACUCGUGAUUCGCCGAUUAAAGAUCGCGACCGCGAUCAUGGAGAAUGAUACAUGUUGCAUCCAUCGUUUCGACCAUUUUCCUUUUCACUGUUCGCCGUAAGCGUUAGAAACGUGAAACGUGAUCGGGAUAUGAUGUUCUGUAACAUGAAACAUGGAAAGAGGAAAAAGAAAACGUAUCAAGGCUCGAGAAAAAUGAUUUUAUCUCUACAUAUUAACGUGCACGAUCUAUACAUAUUAUAAAUAGGCCCGAUCGAUCGCGAUAAGAUUAUAUUUUUAUAUGUAAAUAUGGCGUUCCUUCUUGUUAUCUUAUUAAAAUAUAUUCAACGAGGCGGUAGAUAGAGAAGGGAGACGAUACCUGCGAUCGAGUAGUAGGCGUGGACGAGAUGUAUUCUCGAAACGAACGAAUUGCUUUAACUCAUGAAUGUUUCAUAAGAAAUGGCAAGCAGGUAUGGGAGCACCGAUUUUACAGAGAUCCGUGUUCCUUUGAAAUUCGUAGUCGUUUCGCUUCAUGUGGAAAUGAGAGAAAUCCCCUUUUCAAUUUUACCCCAAUCAUUAAGGAUGAAAUUGUUGGUUUGAGUUUAAGUGAUAUAUAGAAACGAAGGUUGUUCCGUGCUGAACAUAGGCGCGUUAAAUAUGGGUAGUGUUAAGGGAACAACAGGGUGAUGGUCCAGUCCGAGUUUUGGGGCUUGUCGGCCACGUAAUGAGAUUAUGUUUGCAAUGCGGCAACAGGAUGCGACAGGAAAUGUUACGCGCGGCUCGACAUCGCUGAGAAUUGUACAACUGUGUCACGGAGACGGGUAGAAUUUCGUUUUCACUCGACCAUGGGUAUUGUAAUUCCACACACCAGAGAAUUAUGUUUGGAUCUUUGAACCGAUUGUUUUCAACCGGUUACAUUUGAUUCUUCAACGUAGAUACAGCGUGUUCCGAUUGGAAUUCUUAUAGAUUUUUUACAGAAGCAAGAAGGAAUUUUCUUUUUGACAAGAUAUUAAUUUCGUUUCCAUCACGAGAUAAAAAAAAACAUAGUCACGCAAUGCUCGCGUCAGGUUUUCAUGAAAUUGUACUGUCAGCGUGAUGUCAGGAUCAUAGUAUCUCUAAAAAUGGUGAGAAAUUCUAGUUCGCUAUAGCCAGCUUGCAAAAACUGUUUUCGUGUAUUAUUUUGGUAAAGGUACUCUGCAAUUUCCCGAUGAUCGAAUCUUGAAAUGAUUGAUAGUGUACGUAGAAAUUUACCUCUACAGUUAAUUAAUUAAAAUCGACUGAUUGUUACCCAAUUUUAACAUUGCUCAUCAAUUUUCAUCAUCAUCGUAUAACAUAAAUUUCAUUAAACUACAUUACCAUAUAACAAACCGAACAGUCUCCAAGCAAUUAUUAAAUUAAUUUACAAUGAAAUUGCAGUUGACCUUUGCCAUCGAAUGCGGUGGCACUCGAGUCAAUUUCCGGUUCGUUCGUCCCUGAAAUCUCCUGGAAAAUAUAAUUUACCGAUGCAUGGGGUUGCAACCGAAAACCGUGAAUGCCCCAUCGCGAUACGUACGAACUUGGUAUUCGCAAUAAUACAGCGGAUCCGGAAGCACCUUUUGGUCAGAUGCAAUUGCACAUUCUUCCCACGGUUCCGGUCUGAUCUUCCUGCUACCGGCUGCAUUCCACGAAUACGCUACCCCUUGCUACGAGAAUUUGGUCACAAUCGAAGUACCAAUUUCUCGGCCAGACGAUUCCCGUUUCCGUAUAACCGCGACCCAACGGUAAUUGGACAUUUUUCGUAAUGGCAAACUUGGAAACAAGUUUCGGACAGAAUCGUAGCGGUGAUUUUUCUUGCCUUUAAUUAGUCACUUUGAGUAUUUAGAAAAUGAACAACUUUAAUUGAUUACUAAUUAUAAAUUCUUUCAGCAGUAUUAAAUUAUUAGUGUGCUAACGAACAUCGUACCAUUCAGUCCGUUUAAUUAACGAUAAAAAGGAAGAUUCGCCUUCGUUAUAAUUUUAUAAAACAGUUCGGCGAAUAUUCGUAACCGAGGCGUAUUGUCUAAAUUGAAUCGCGAAGAUGGUCGUUGUACGAGAGAGGGAAUAUUGAAACAAUAGAAACGAAAAUGGUAUCGUUUGCCAAAUGAAAUUGUUGUUGCCAAGAGGGGAACAAGCGCGAUAUGGUAGCCAUAGUCUAAUUUAUACUAAUGCAUUCACCGCAACAGUUGAUCCGUUCAGAUGUUUAAUCAACGACUCCCAGUUACGUUGUUCGGCCUGGAAGCAUCGGCUGUUUCGUUAUUAUGGCCGGAGUUACAACGAAACGUUGUCUAGUAUUCCAGAAUCAGUGUUUAUUUAGAAAAGUUGCAUGGUAAAUGAAUUCUCUUGCGAAUACCUACCUCCAGGUGCAAAUGUUCUCUUUCUUUCGUUCCUUCUUUUGUUCCUUUGUCUUCGAAAUUUCAAUUGGCACGUUGAUUACCACGGUAGAGGUAUGUUUACUAUAUUCUAAAAUUUUCAUCAGAUGAAGUAUAUUUAUUUCCACAAAAUUUGAUCUAUUAUUUCUAUUAUUAUAAUUGAAAUUAAAAAAUAAAAAUGAAGUGGUAAUCAAGGUGUUAGUAAAAUAAAAUUAAGGAUGGACCAUCUACCUUAGAAAAGAAUAUUAAAAUGAAUCGUAUCAGAACGUGCUCCCACCUGCGAUUCACGAGAAAGAGAGAGAGAGAAGGUAUUACCACUAAUUAUAGUAAUAAGUUGUAUAGUUGUUUCUAUAUAAAACCAUACUACGAUAAGAUAACAUAAUACCAUAAAGUCCCUCGCACUUAUCGACAUCACCGCUGUAAAGAACGUAAACGACGAAGUAAACUCGACGCGUUCUAGUCGUGAAUAAGCAAAAGAAGAAUGAAUAUCGAAAGAAAGAGUGAUGAAGAUGAAAAGGAAUAAAUUAAAAGGGGCGGCUGGACGCGUCCGUUUCGAAGCUGUAUAUGUAAAGCAAUUGUGAGUUAUUAAAUAAACGAAUUGAAAG